AUGUCAUCAGUGAAAGUUGCAGUACGGGUGCGGCCCUUCAAUGCAAGAGAAUUGUCAAAUGACUCGAAAAUGGUUAUUGCUAUGACCGACAACACUACAACGAUAAUCGGCGGAAUAGGCGCAGAAAGAAGCCACAGUUUCAAUUUUGAUUAUUCAUAUUGGUCGUUCAAUAAAGAUGAUACACAUUAUGCAAGUCAACAAAAAGUUUACGAUGAUCUUGGUGUAGAAAUGCUUGAUCAUUCCUUUGAAGGAUACAAUGUAUGUAUAUUUGCAUACGGUCAAACUGGCAGCGGGAAAAGUUACACAAUGAUGGGAAAACCAAACGACGAGAAAGAAAUGGGAAUUAUACCUCGACUGUGCAAUCAUCUUUUUCAAAGAAUUCAUGAUAACGAGGAUCCUAAUUUGCAAUAUUCUGUUGAAGUAUCGUAUAUGGAGAUAUAUUGUGAGCGAGUUCGUGAUCUUUUGAAUCCGUCAAAUGGAGGCAACCUUCGAGUUCGCGAACAUCCACUUCUUGGACCUUAUGUAGACGAUUUAACAAAGCUCGCCGUCUGUUCAUAUCAAGACAUUUAUGAUCUGAUGGAUGAAGGAAACAAAGCCAGGACAGUAGCAGCAACCAAUAUGAAUUCAACUUCAAGCAGAUCCCAUGCUGUAUUUACAAUUGUCCUUACCCAAAAUCGACACGAUGUCUCUACGAAUCUCACAUGCGAAAAAGUCAGUAAAAUUUCGCUGGUCGAUUUAGCUGGAAGUGAGCGAGCAACAUCAACAGGUGCUGAAGGUCAAAGGUUGAAAGAGGGUGCUAAUAUCAAUAAAAGUUUAACUACUCUAGGACUGGUUAUUUCUAAGCUAGCUGAAGAUGCUAAUAAACGAAAAGGAAAAGGGAAAUCUGUAAUACCGUACCGAGAUUCAGUUCUUACAUGGCUGUUACGAGAAAAUCUUGGUGGGAACUCAAAAACUGCAAUGAUAGCUGCUUUAUCACCUGCGGAUAUUAAUUUUGAUGAAACUCUUAGUACACUGAGAUAUGCAGAUCGAGCUAAGCAAAUUGUUUGUCAGGCCAAAGUUAAUGAAGAUCCAAACGCCAAAUUAAUUCGAGAACUGAAGGAAGAAGUGAAUAAAUUAAGAGCACUCUUAGAAACUAAGGGAAUCGAUAGUGAAGAUCCAAUGACAACAAAAGCAUUGUAUUCGGCUCGAGAUCACGAUACUAUUGAACAACUAAAAGCUUCCGAAAAAUUAAUAGCUGAGCUUAAUCAAACAUGGGAAGAAAAGCUACGCAAAACAGAAGAAAUUCGUCGCCAACGUGAAGAUGAGCUACGAGAAAUGGGUCUCGCCACUGGUGAGGAUGGCAGCACUCUUGGAGUAUUUUCACCCAAAAAGCUUCCACAUCUGGUCAAUCUGAAUGAAGAUCCACUUAUGUCAGAAUGUCUUCUGUACUACUUAAAAGAAGGUGUUACUAGGGUCGGCCGACCAGAAGCGAAAAACCGCCCAGAUAUUUUAUUAAGUGGCCAACUGAUUCUCGAUGAGCACUGUCGCUUCCUUAAUGAUGAAGGAAUUGUAUAUUUGGAACCAGAAAAUAACGCUCAAUGUUUUGUAAAUGGUAAACCAGUUAAGCAAGCGACUAUUCUUCACACUGGUUCAAGGGUUAUCCUUGGCAAAUACCAUGUUUUCCGUUACAAUGAUCCACAGGAAGCUCGCCAAAGUCGACAGAAUUUAUCGACAUUAACAAGUGAAUAUUCUAAUUCAAGUGAACCAUUAGAUUGGAAAUAUGCACAGCAAGAAUUACUUGAAAAGCAAGGAAUUGAUUUGAAAGCUGAAAUGGAGAAAAAAAUGAUUGAAAUGGAAUCGCAGUAUCGGAAAGAACGAGAGGAGCUCGAGCUCAAGAUGAUACGACAAACCAAGGAAUAUGAAAUGCGUAUUGAAACACUUCAAAGGCAAGUGGACCUGGCCCAAAGCAUGAUUUCAUCAACGUGUUCUACUUGGGAUGGAGAACGCUUACUUUCAAGCAGUCUUUUAUGUUUCGAACCUGAAUGUAAAUGGACAGCAGAUGAAGAACGCAUUGCAAGAAGAACAGUAAUGAAAUGGCGAUAUCACCAGUUUACUUCAGUACGCGACGAUUUGUGGGGAAAUGCUAUUUUUUUGAAAGAAGCCAAUGCCAUCUCUAUUGAACUUAAGAAAAAGGUGCAAUUCCAAUUUACUCUUGUUACGGAUACUAUGUACAGUCCGAUGCCUCCAGAUCUACUCCUUCCUGGCGAAGACCUUGCUCUGCGUCCAUAUCCAAAAACUGUUGUCGCAGUACAAGUCCAAGAUCUCAAAAAUGGCGCCACACAUUACUGGAGUAUUGAAAAACUCAAAAAUCAGUUAGCUUCGCUAACACAUGGAAGUAGUUACAGAAUGAGGCUCGAGGAUAUGCGUCGCUACUACAAUUCAGACUUCAGCGAGGCAUUUACUCCUGAAAGUCCUUCAUCAUGUAUGCAGCAAAGUUGGUUAAACGCUAUGCAGUUCAAUCCAGCAUUUCUUAUUCCGGACAGACAAAGGCUGGAAAUAAUGCGAGAAAUGUAUCAAACCGAGGGUGAAUUAAGCCCAGGAAGUCCAGAAGAUCCAAUGAUGGACGCACUUCUAGGGACUGAUCCAUUCUACGACCGAUUUCCAUGGUUUCGCAUGAUUGGAAGGGCAUUCGUUUACUUGAGUAAUUUGAUUCAUAAUGUUCCGCUGGUACAUAAGGUUGUUAUUGUUAAUGAAAGAGCUGAAGUCAAAGGACAUCUUCGAGUUGCUAUUGAGCCUAUUUUACAUGAAGAUAUGCAAAAACAACAAGAAAAAGGCGUACAAAAAUUCGUCAAAUGCGAUUUUCGUGAAGAAGAUUUCAUAAAAUAUGCUAAGCAAAGUAAAGUGAAUCAAAACAGUGAACGAGCUGUUGGAGGAAAGAAAAUAAAAGGAGCAUUAGAUCUUCCGAAUUUUAAUGAACAAACAAAUCAUAUUUGGAACAAUUAUCCCGAUCAUAUGAAGCAAAACUCAGAAUAUUGCUUUAAGAUUACUGUACUCGAAGCCAUUGAUAUUUCUGACCAAUAUGCUGAUAUAUUUUGUCAAUUUAACUUCUUGCAUAGACAUGAUGAAGCAUUUUCAACUGAACCAAUGAAGAAUUCUUCUAAAUGUCCAUUAGUUUUUAACCAUAUUCAGAAUAUUCGAGUGGCUAUGACACCCACAUUUUUGCAUUACGUUAACCAUUUUCCGAUUAUUUUCGAAGUUUUUGGUCAUUAUCGAGUAACGUCACAACAGUUCAUUUUCGAAAGACAAAAUAGUGCCUUAGGGCGACGCUUAUCGACGAAGCUUUCGUUUCAACAACCUUCUUUAGUUAUUUCAACGCCUGUCAAAAGUAAAAAAGCGAAUAUAAUCCCUAAUAAUUUGAAUCAGAUACAUUCGAAGUAUGACCUGCUUGUUUGGUUUGAAAUUUGUGAAUUGGCUGGUAAUGGUGAAUAUGUACCAGCUAUUGUUGAUCAUGCUCAAGGCUUACCAACGCAUGGAAUAUUUUUAUUGCACCAAGGAAUUCAAAGGCGGCUGAAAAUGACAAUAUGUCAUGAAAAAGGAGACGAUGUUAAAUGGCGAGACUGUCAGGAACUAGUUGUUGGUCGAAUCCGUACGAAUCCGGAAUGGAAUGGUGAAGAUAUUGAUGUUCUGUCUCUUGGAUUAUUCCCUGGCACUUUUUUAGAAUUUUCAAUGGAUGACAGGGUAUUUUUCCAAUUUGAAGCUGCAUGGGAUAGUUCUUUACACAAUUCUCCUCUUCUAAAUAAGGUAUCCAAUUAUGGAGAAGUAGUCUAUAUGACAUUAUCAGCAUAUAUGGAAUUAGAGAAUUGUGCGCAACCAGCUGUUAUAACAAAGGAUUUAAGUAUGAUGAUAUAUGCGAGGGAUUCGAAAAUUUCGGCUGCUAGCAGAUUUUGUCGAUCACUGAUUGGAGGUAUAAGCAAAAGUCCUGAAAUGAACCGUGUACCCGGAGUAUAUGAAUUAUCAUUCAAGGAAGCUCUGGAUACAGGUAGUCCAGGAGCUGUUCGUCGUCAACGUCGAGUGUUGGAUACGUCUUCAGCUUAUGUGCGUGGUGAAGAAAAUUUAGGACUGUGGCGUCCACGUGGUGAUUCAUUAAUAUUCGAGCAUCAGUUUGAAUUAGACAAGCUAAGUCGCAUACAACAAGUUGAAAGAGUACGAUUAUUCCUAAGACUUCGAGCAAAACUUAAAUUUGCAAAGAAGAAGAAUAAUGACUCUAAUGAUUUACCUACACCAGUCUCGCCUUGUACGCCAAAACGACUUAUUCCAUCGGAGGUGAAAUUUACACAAAAAGAAAUGAACAUUGUAAGAAAAGUGAUAAAAUUGAUAAAACAAAGAGUGCCCAUGAAUAAAGAUCCUCCAACUGGAAAGAUAAUGGAACAAAGCGAUCAUAGUUCCUCAUCAUUAACCGAAAGUUUGACCAGUCCAAGUUCAGAAAAAAAUGAUUUGACAAAGCCAUCGUUCGAAAUCCUUGCAAAAAUGAAAUCUAGAUCAAACACAAGCCUAACUCUAAGUCCAGAAGGUUGCUGUGAUACUGAUAGUGGAAUUAAACGUUCGAUGAGUGGAAGUCGAAUUUCAAAUAUGUCUUUGCUUAUUCCGGAGGUAACAGAGGAGCGAGUAGGAUUUGUUGUUUCAAAAAAAGGUUACAUGAACUUCCUGGAAGAAAAAACACAAGGAUGGGUGAAACGAUGGGUAGUAGUUCGAAGGCCCUAUAUUCUUCUCUUCCGCGAUGACCGUGAUCUGGUUAUUCGAGGUGUCAUCAAUCUAGCAAAUGCUCGGGUUGAGUAUUCUGAAGACCAACAAGCAAUGCUCAAAGUUCCGAACACAUUUUCAGUAUGCACGAACCAUCGCGGUUUCUUGAUGCAAAUCACGGAUGGUCAGAUGUACGACUGGCUUUAUGCGAUAAAUCCCUUGCUAGCAGGUGAAAUGCGUUCUAAAAUGGGUAGCAACGCAAUGGUCCCCUUGCAGUGA
Messenger RNA from Dracunculus medinensis (Guinea worm), 4998 nucleotides. The record is from the annotation of a GenBank genome assembly. NCBI's taxonomy places the organism in Eukaryota, Metazoa, Nematoda, Chromadorea, Rhabditida, Dracunculidae.